Messenger RNA from Spinacia oleracea (spinach), 993 nucleotides. RefSeq lists its product as uncharacterized. Gene Ontology annotation, molecular function: zinc ion binding; nucleic acid binding. The transcript has a single exon. The record is from RefSeq and is a predicted model, not a curated record. Bases 1 to 993 code for a protein of 330 amino acids. NCBI's taxonomy places the organism in Eukaryota, Viridiplantae, Streptophyta, Magnoliopsida, Caryophyllales, Amaranthaceae.
AUGGAAUCCAUCAAAAUGCUGUCAAAAGAUGCAUUUACCUACCUAAACAAAAUUCCCACAGACAGAUGGAGCAGACAUGCCUUCUCAACUAAGAGUAAGUCUGCCAUGAUCCUCAACAAUUGCUGUGAAUCUUUCAAUAAUGUAAUUAGGGAGGCUAGGUCACAACCUAUUCUAAGUAUGAUGGAGUGGGUAAGGAGGUAUGUGAUGAAAAGGGCAUGCAUAAAGAGGGAAGGGAUGGAGAACUAUGUGGGUAAGGUGAUGCCUGCUGCCAUGAAGUUGUUGCACUUAUCAAAAGAGGGUGCAAAGAACUACUUUGAGACCAAGUCUACUCCCCAAUUGUUUGAGGUUAACCAUGGAGAAAAUCAGUAUGUGGUUAACCUUCAAGCAAGGACAUGUGGUUGCUAUAGGUGGGACUUGACUUGCAUCCCUUGCUGUCAUGACUUUAGAUGCAUCAUGAGAAACAGAGCUGACCCUGAAGACUAUGUGCAUAAGGCAUACACCAAGGAAUCUUUUUUGCUUGCUUAUGCCCCUGUUUUCUACCCAAUGCCUGGUAUGAAACAGUGGGAGAAGACAAAAUCCCCACAUCCACUACCACCACCAUUCAGAAAGAUGGCAGGAAGACCCUCUAAGAGGAAGAGAAUUAGAGCAGAAGGUGAGGAUGAUGAACAUGUGAAUGCUUUGGUUGUCAAAAGGAGGAAGCCCACUAGGUGUGGCAACUGUGGGGAUUUUGGCCACAACAAGAAGACUUGCAAGAAUGAUGCAGCUCCACCACCACCUCCAAAAAAGAUGGGAAGGCCUAAAAAGCAAGGUCCUUUUACAAAUCCUACACGCACAUCAAAGAAGAACCUAACUGAUUCUGGUGCAUCUGCAUCUGCAACCAAGAGAAAGAGCAAGGCUGCACCAGCUAAGGGAAAGAGCAAGGCAGCACCAGCUAAGGGGAGGACCAGGGAUGCACAAGGAACUCAGGAACCUGCUUCACAAGUUGAUGAUUAG